AUGAAUUUACAAAGGAGAGAGCCAGAAAACUACUUGUGCCAUGCCUGGCUGUCUGAGGAGGAAGUUAUAUGUGGCACUGACACAGGCAAACUUAGCUUGUUUGAAACUGGAGAGCUGCACUGGGAGAAAUGUUUGGAGUACAGAAAACCACCCAGGGAACUAGGAGAUACAACAACAAAAGAAUAUGAGAGUGGACUGGCCUUUGAAGAUAAUGGUUUACAACAGCAUUCUUUGCCUCAAAUAUCUGCAGUUGCAGCAUAUUCCAAAGGCUUUGCAUGUUCACCCAGCCCAGGAGUUGUUCUUCUGUUUGAGAAGACGAAGGAAAAGGAAGUCUAUGAGGAGAGUCAAGAAGUCUGGCUUCCUCAGGACCUGUUCAGCACCGAGCCAAAAAAGUCAUGCAGACAGGACAUCACAUGUAUAUGCUUCAGCCCCUCUGAGGAAAUGAUGGUCGUUAGCACAAAUAAAAAUCAGCUCUACAUGUUUUCUAUGUUCUCCACCAAACUUAUAAGGGAGAAGACAUCUCAUUUUGCAUAUAUGAAUUUCCCAUUGCAUUCUAAUUCAAUCACUGGUCUGGACAUGUGUAUUUGGAAACCCAUUCUUGCUACGUGUUCCCUGGAUAGAUCUGUUCGCAUCUGGAAUUACAAGACAAACAAUUUGGAGCUAUGUAAGGAAUAUCAGGAGGAAGCACACACAGUAUCACUUCAUCCCACUGGCCUUUUCUGUUUGGUUGGGUUUUCUGACAAACUACGAUUUGUAAGUCUGCUGUAUGAGGACAUGAAUGUUUUCAAGGAGUUUCCUGUGAAAAAGUGUAGAGAGUGCUCAUUCAGUAACGGAGGCCAUCUUUUUGCUGCAGUUAAUGGGAAUGUGAUUCAAAUUUAUUCCAGCAUCACCUUUGAGAAUAUUACUAAUCUGAAAGGACAUACUGGGAAGGUACAUGCAAUUAAAUGGAGUGCAGAUGACACUAAAUUUGUCUCCUGUGACACACAUGGUGCUGUGUAUGAGUGGAAUUUGUUGACAGGUAAAAAGGUGUCAGAGUGUGUGCUCAAGACCUGCAUCUACAGCAGCAUUUCCCUGACUUAUGAUGCCAAAAUUAUCUUUGCUGUUGGAUCUGACCAAACUCUCAAAGAAAUUUCAGAGUCUUCGAUCCAGCAUGAAGUACCUGCUUAUGGUGUUGUUUAUACGACUGUCGCUGUCUCUCGUUCCGGGCGCUUGAUAUUUGUUGGUACAUCCCUGGGGACAAUUCGAGCUAUGAAGUACCCAUUAACUCUGAAGAAGGAUUUCACUGAGUACCAGGCCCAUGCAGGUGCUGUUACAAAGAUGACAGUAACAAGUGAUGACCAGUUUCUACUGACUGCCUCAGAGGAUGGCUGUGUAUUUAUCUGGAAAGUGCAUGAUAAAGAAGGUGGGGGAGUGAAAGGAGAACAGGAACUUGAGUAUGCUGAGGAAGUGUUGAUCAUGAAAUCAGAUAUAGACGAGAAGAGUCAGGCAAUACUAGACCUGCAGAUUUGUGUGAGAGAUCUACAGACAGAAAGUGAUUACGAGCUACGUCUCAAGGACAUGUACUGUGAAGGAAAAAUAAAAGCAUUGGAAGAGAAUUUCACUCGGGAAAUAGACUCCCUUAUAACUAAACACCAGAUUUUGCAGGAAGAGAAAGAAAAACAGGAGCUACAACACCAGGUUCAACUGUCUGAGCUGAUGGAUAAACAGGCCAGGGAGGUGCAACGGCUAGAAUCUGACAGUAGUCAGAAACUCUCAAUGGAAAAUGAGAAAUACCAGGAGCUUCAGGUGAAAUCCCAGAAGAUGGAGGAGGAAUACGAGAAACAAUUGCACAAUUUGGAGGAGAGCAAAACCAGGGCUUUGGCAGAGCUAAAAGAAUAUUAUGAGAAAAAACUUAAAGAUAAGUCUGUUCUGCUAGAAGAGGCAAAGGAGAAGAUGAGGAAGCAGAUUGAAGUACAAGAAGAAAUGGAGAAACAAAUUUAUGAAGAGGGAGACAAGGAAAUCUUGGAACUCAAAGACAACUAUGAGAGACAGCUCUUGGAAGAAAAGGAGUCCAACAUGCAACUGAAAGGAGAAAUUGGAGUCAUGAAUAAAAGGUUGAGCAGCCUACAGAAAGAGCUCAAGGACCGAAACAGGGAUAUUGAGGAAAUGAGACUGGAACAGCAGAAGCUGCAAGACAUCAUUAAAUCACUGGAAAAGGACAUCUUGGCACUAAAGACAGAUAUUAAAGACAGAACUGAAACUAUCCUAGAGAAGGAGAAGCAUAUAUAUGAUCUAAAAAUUAAAAAUCAGGAACUGCAAAAUUUUAAGUUUGUACUGAGUUACAGAAUAGAGGAGUUUAAGAAGCUAAUAGAGUCACGUGAAAAUGAUAUUGAGACAAUGAAGAAACAGAUCAGUGAGAUGGAGGAGGAGCUGGAACAAUUCCGCAAGGAGAGCAUAGAGCUGAAGUUGAACAUCACACGACUGCAACAGAAACAGAAGGCGACUGCUCACGAGGCGCACAGAGAGAUGGAAAAGAAGCAAAAUAUGGAAACCCUCAUCAAACGAUUUAAAGCAGAUCUUCAUAAUUGUGUGAGCUUCAUUAACGAUUCUAGAAAAAUGAAAGAUGGUAUCCGUGAACUCUACACCAAGUAUGUGCAUCAAUCAGACUUGGUGAAGGCUCAAGCAGAAGAUGCAGAUUUGCAGCAGAAGUACAAGGAACAGCAAGAGUAUAAUGAGAGGAAUUUGGCAGUUUUAAGGAAGAGAAUGACAAAGGAUAAGGAAAUGCACCACACUGCUUACAUGCGCAUCAUGCAGGAAAAUGUGAGUCUGAUUAAGGAAAUUAAUGACUUGCGGCAAGAACUGAGGGUGGCCAACAUACAGGUACACGACCUCCAGUCAGAACUGAGAUUAAACAAGAACAAAAAGGCAAUUCAAGACACAGCUCCCUCCAGUGAAAUUCUGUCCAGCCCAGCUGUCCUGAGGUUGAAUCCAGAGAUGGAAAGUGAAAAUAUCAUAGAAAUGCAACAGCUAGAAAUUCAAUAUCUGCGAGACCAAAUCCAGGAGAAGGGGCAAGCCCUGAACUGUCCAGAUUCAACCUCUUUUGGUCAGAAAUCUUCCUGA
Messenger RNA from Pseudopodoces humilis (Tibetan ground-tit), 3099 nucleotides. The record is from RefSeq and is a predicted model, not a curated record. NCBI's taxonomy places the organism in Eukaryota, Metazoa, Chordata, Aves, Passeriformes, Paridae.